This is a messenger RNA of Brassicogethes aeneus, 1556 nucleotides long. The record is from the annotation of a GenBank genome assembly. Lineage: Eukaryota; Metazoa; Arthropoda; Insecta; Coleoptera; Nitidulidae.
CAAAUUAUAUUUUUCGAAAAGUAAAAUUAAAUUGGGUCAUUAAAUUUGACGAUUUUCAAAUUAAAUCGAUAAAAGUGUCGGAACGCAAGCGCAAGCAAUAUGCUUUGUGUUAAUACAGUCCAAAAUAUUUUGAGAUGUUUAUUUUAAUUUAAAAUGUACUUCUUAACAGAAUUCGUGGAUUUGUGAAUUAAAACCACCAUCAAGAUGGCAUGUUAUAGUUCCAAAGUGCUUUUGGGUUUUGAGGAUGAGUUGGUUACCGACAAAAAUAAGGGACAACUUAAUUUUACUGUAAAUAAAAUUGGAGGAAAGCCUGAUGUUCCAAGUAAUGUAAAGUUAGAAUGUCCAGUUUGUACCCUAUGUCAAUUACCAAGGCCUUUGAUUGUUCAAAUUUACGCACCAUUGGAAAAUUCUAAUUACCAUCGAACUCUAUAUUUGUUUGCUUGCAUUAAUCCAAAUUGUUGGAAUCAUAAUGAAAGCUGGGUUUGCUUGAGAGCACAGACCGUGGACCAAUUAGAGAGCAAGGAAGCGAGCGCAAGCGUCAAAAUCUCGCGUUCCGAUUGGUGCGCAGACGCAGACGACUGGGAUGUAGAGGAAGGGGCAGACGAUGCGGCCGACAACAACCGAUCGAAGCCGAACGAGGAGAACGGAAACUUGGAGGAGGACGACGACGACGAAAGCUGCAGCUUGGAGGAUUCUAUAAGGUCAAAUUUUGGGAGUCUCACUGUGGAUGAUAGGAACGCCAAUGUAGGAGCACAAGGUGGCGCUGUAGGUAGACAGCACUCCCCCCCAGCGUCUGCCGAAAUCGAAGGCGAUGAAGGUGAAGUGAUCAGCAUAGAUUCGCCCACUAUGCCUCAAAGUGACAUCGCCGCCCUUUUGCAAGAAGUUACGCCUCUUCCGCAAGAACUCUGCCAAAACGUACGGUCUGAUAUUAGGAGAUCGUUUAAUUUACAAUUCGUGAGCUCCUACAUGGCAGUUUGGGAGGAAACGAAUUGCAAUUCCAGCAGCAUAAGCGACCGCCACGUAAAGGAACUGCUGCAAGAAUACCAACAGCGAAACGAGGAAAUAACCAAAGCUUCCAGUCCCGGUCACGGGGAUUCCCCCACGGAAACCGCCUACGAGAAAUACGAGAAGAGUAAUCCGGCCCACGGGGACAAAAUGUUUUACCAUUUUAUGUCGAAAAUACAGACCAAUCCUGCGCAAUUACUAAGAUAUAGUCGUGAUAUGGAGUCGCCUUUACUCCUUUACCCUGUACAGGAAGUUCCGAAGAAGUGCCAGCAUUGUCAGGGCCCUGUAACAUUCGAAUUUCAGCUGGUUCCAACUUUAAUCACGAAGCUGAAGCUGAUUGGCGACGCGAAGCCUUGCGCACGCGUUGAAUUCGGUACCGUGCUAGUCUACACUUGCCAAAGCAGCUGUUGGGCGACCGAUGGGCAGGUAAAAAUUGAGUCUGUGAUCGUGCAAAAGGAACUUUAUUAACAAGCUUGAAAACUGAGACUACACUCACGUGCAAAAUAAUCGGUUCACACAAAUUUUCGAUGAAUUUCAAUCGCAAAUAACUU